This is a messenger RNA of Acanthisitta chloris (rifleman), 772 nucleotides long. RefSeq names its product inositol hexakisphosphate kinase 1-like. Gene Ontology annotation, molecular function: inositol hexakisphosphate kinase activity. The record is from RefSeq and is a predicted model, not a curated record. Gene Ontology annotation, cellular component: nucleus; cytoplasm. The coding region runs from base 57 to 680 and encodes 207 amino acids. NCBI's taxonomy places the organism in Eukaryota, Metazoa, Chordata, Aves, Passeriformes, Acanthisittidae. Gene Ontology annotation, biological process: inositol phosphate biosynthetic process; phosphatidylinositol phosphate biosynthetic process. The transcript is spliced from 2 exons.
UUUUGUUGGAGAACGUGGUGCAUCACUUCAAGCUUCCCUGCGUGCUUGAUCUGAAGAUGGGGACCAGACAGCACGGAGAUGAUGCGUCUGAGGAGAAGGCUGCUCGGCAGAUGAAGAAAUGUGAACAAAGCACUUCAGCCACCUUGGGUGUGCGUGUCUGUGGCAUGCAGGUCUAUCAGCUGGACACAGGGCAUUACUUAUGCAGGAAUAAGUACUAUGGACGUGGUCUUUCCAUUGAGGGCUUCCGCAAUGCCCUCUACCAGUAUCUCCACAAUGGCAUUGAGCUGCGCAAGGACCUCUUUGAGCCCGUUCUUGCCAAACUGCGAAGCCUGAAGGCAGUUCUGGAGAGACAGGCCUCCUACCGCUUCUACUCCAGCUCCCUCCUCAUCAUUUACGACGGGAAGGACAGCCGGGCAGGGAUGUUUGUGGAGCGCCGGGCGGAGCCGCGCCUGAAGCGGGUGGACAGCUCUGUCCCAGAGAGCCUGCAGGAUGGCGGCGGCUCGGAGCCUGGCUCCGCGGCCCAGCCCAAGGUGGACGUGCGUAUGAUUGACUUUGCACACAGCACGUUCAAAGGCUUUCGUGACGACCCCACUGUGCAUGAUGGACCCGACAUGGGUUAUGUGUUUGGGCUGGAAAGCCUCAUCAACAUCAUGGAACAGAUGCGUGAGGAAAACCAGUAGCCCUGGGCUUACGGUCUCUUAUUCUUGUCCUGGUGGCAGGAGCAGACAAGGCCACCUACUACCACAGGAAAAACACAGACCGCUUCGGUUUU